AUGAAGGAGCUGGAGCAGAGCGAAAAUAAAUUGGUAAGAUGUGCAAUCAUCAUUAUGCACACCUUUGCUGCUGUUGCUGCUGCUACUGCUGCUGCUGCUGCUGCUGCGCGAUGUGGCUGCGAUACCAGGGACAGAAGUAGUAGGUGGCUGUUCGACGAUAAGAGAAAGACAAAUUUCAACGGCGCAGCAGCGAAAAAACGAUUUGUACACCUCCUAUUCCGACAGUAUAAGCAGGAACGCUUGCUGAUGCUGGAGACGAAAAGCAAGCUGGAGAGAGAACGAAACGCACUAAUCCAGGAACGGGAAAUGCUUACCAAAAAUGAACAACAAGCAAUACUGAACAAAGGCGGAACAAUGAGGGCGCCGAUUAAGUUGAAGCUCGGCUUCAGAUGA
Messenger RNA from Gongylonema pulchrum, 393 nucleotides. The record is from the annotation of a GenBank genome assembly. Lineage: Eukaryota; Metazoa; Nematoda; Chromadorea; Rhabditida; Gongylonematidae.